Molecule: messenger RNA, 300 nt
Organism: Cotesia congregata
Lineage: Eukaryota; Metazoa; Arthropoda; Insecta; Hymenoptera; Braconidae
Source: the annotation of a GenBank genome assembly
AUGGCGAUAAAAUUAAUAUUGUUCGUUUUUUGUAUGUUUGUUGCGGUUCAGCUUUCGGUGCAGAAAUCUCAGAUAGGCCCAGAUUGCACAGAUAGUAUGUUACAAGAAGUAAAGGAACACAUCGAUGAAUGUUUCUUGAUAACGUGUUCUUCUGGAAAAGCGAGAAUUUUUGCAUGUUUGAAUGACAUUUGCCCACCCGGUCAAAUGCCUGUUGGCCAUGAACCAAAUGACAAUACCCAAAAUUAUCCAGGAUGUUGUGGACAAUUAAUUUGCGUCAAUGUUACUAGACCAGCACGUUAG